Molecule: messenger RNA, 1833 nt
Organism: Entamoeba invadens IP1
Lineage: Eukaryota; Evosea; Mastigamoebida; Endamoebidae
Product: serine-threonine protein kinase, putative
Exons: 1
Coding region: 1-1833 (610 amino acids)
Biological process (GO): protein phosphorylation; regulation of developmental process
Molecular function (GO): protein kinase activity; ATP binding
Source: RefSeq, a predicted model, not a curated record
AUGUAUUUUUGUUCACACAACAUAGUCACCAUACUCUUUGCUCUGUCACUGGCUGUUCCUGUCGUUCGGAUAUUUUACAACGAAUCUUCCCCGCCAAGAACCGAAGAGAUCUGGAAGAAAUUUGCACCAUCCCUCACCAGAAAGCAGUUCGACCUCCGGUACGGAGGUGGAAAUAAUUACAGCCAAAUUAUUAACAUUGUUGACGAACCCAAUGAAGUUGUUGUUGUUGCCAUUGACGAGAUCACAAACACAAUGGGCGACGAAUACAUCGAAGCUCAAAAGCCAUUGAUUAGACUUUUAACAGAAAACAAUUCAGCUCCUUUUACUGUUGAAAUUAUGCCGUCGAUGGACACAAUUGUUGCCACACUUUCCAAACUGCUUGUGGAUAACAACUAUGAUAACAUCGUCGUCGUUCCCGACAACAAAACCAAAAUUUCAAGUGACGUAGACGCUGUUAUUGUCAAAUCUGACAAUUCAAACAACACACUCGAUUUGAUCAAAAACGGAAUUAAAACCGGAACUCCCGUUUUUGUUAUUCUUCCAAUCAAUCUGCUUGAACCGACUUAUUUUGUUAUUCAACUUCUGAGAAGAGAAAACACUUUUAUUGUUGUUCCAGUCGUCACCAAAGACCACAUGGCGCAGAUCAAGUCGGACUUUGUACCAUAUCAGGCAUAUUUGUACGACGCAAUGCUUGUUGCUUCACAUGCAGUUUCCGUAUCACUCACAAACAACACCCCACUAGAGCUUUUUCAAGGAAUGGUGGCAACACAAUACAAUGGGAUGAGUGGAGUGUUUUCUUUUGGAAUUGAUGGAAAGCGAGAUAAGUUUCUUUUUUCCAUUACACUGCUCGAAAAUUCGGAAACUUUGAAACAAUUUGGUUUAAUCGAUGAGGGUGGGUAUACCAUCACCAAUCCAUCACUCUUACCAAAGAAAAGCAAUAUUUUGGUUAUUGCCGUUUCUGUGUCGUGCGCUAUUUUUGUGUUUUUCAUAAUUUUUGUUGGUGCGGCAUUGAUUGUUGGACUGGUUGUCAGAUCUGCAGUUGUUGGCAAAAUCGGGAUUAGUGAUGUCGCACUCACCUUACCCCCGCUUAGCGCGACAAAUCACUCAAAAACCUAUUACGGGAUGUGGAGGCUCAAAAAGGUGUGUGUGAAGGUUCUCACCACUGCCCACUCGGCCGAAGAAAUAAAAAACACAAUCAAUUUUUUGCGAAAGUUGAAAAAUGAAAGGAUAAUCCGAGUGUAUGGAGGAAACACAAAUCCAGAGAUGAUAGUUAUGGAAUUUGCAGAAAGGGAGUCUCUCCAUUCGAUUGUUUUGUGCUUUGACGCCUACAUACAAGUCAAAGAGGUGCAAUACAAAGUAAUAGCACAGAUUCUUGAGGGAUUGACCUAUCUUCAUCAAAAGAAAAUACUGCACCUAAAUUUGACUCCAAGCAACGUUCUUAUCACAACAAAUUACGACGCAAAACUUUCAGAUAUGGAGGUAUCAGUUUUUGCACAUCAAAGGAUAGAAUUGAUCGACUGGAAAAAGAUAAAGAUACGUUACUCACCACCAGAAAUCCUCGACAACUCGGAACUGGAUGAACGGACGGACGUGUAUAUGUGGGCGAUGGUCAUUUGGUUUAUUGCAACGUCAAUUCACCCAUUCCAAGAAAUUUCAGACAAGAAGAGACUUAUCGACACAAUAAAAUCGGGAGAAAAGCCCAUUUCAAGUCUAAUCAAUGACAGUGAUUUGAUUGAAUGCGUUGAGAUGUGCUGGAAACCCAAAGAAAAAAGACCAAGUGUGGCCGCCUUGAAAGGCAUUGCCAAUUUUACACACUUCACACAUGUACAUUAG